Molecule: messenger RNA, 2286 nt
Organism: Paramuricea clavata
Lineage: Eukaryota; Metazoa; Cnidaria; Anthozoa; Malacalcyonacea; Plexauridae
Source: the annotation of a GenBank genome assembly
CAAGCGAAAUACGCAAAUAUCUUUUGAAUAUUGCAAAGUGAAAUACGGCUUUUGGUGAGUGUGAAAUAGAUUUGUUGCAACUACAGUCUACGAGUAAUUGUUUGUACGGGUAUUAAUCCUGGUUAACUAUUUGAGAUAAAUUUCAAAUCAUUUGAAUAAAAAUACCAGCGUCGCUAGGUCUCAAUUUCCCCCCAUUCAUGCCAUUGGCAUUGUUACUAUUGCUAAAGGUCUAAAGCGAAACCAAUGUCUAUUCUAUUGUCUGUACAAAAGUUCAGUUCUUUGAUUUUAGUACUAUAGAGUUUGAUUCCCUUGUCGGUGUAGAAAUUCUUGGAUGGGGAGAAAAUGUCGCCUUAACAGUUUAUCUCGAACUAAUAUAGCUAUCGAGCAUACCAAUAAGUCAGUGAAGUUAGUUAGGUUUCCUCCCGUCGUAACACUGAACUAAUGAGGAAUGAUUCUUACUGGACCUCUAGGGAUAAAUUUCGAAUCGCAUAUAAACAAAAGGGAAGAAGGCGAUUAUUUUAGGCGAAUUGUGAACUCCAGAUCGACAGCACAGCUUAGAACUGUUAGAGUCAUCCAGAAUAAAUAAAGACAACAUAAAUUUUUUACUUUUGUUCUUUUCUGUGUAUAGUAACACGUACUAGCAAAUAUACAGGCCUGCCAAGUUUGGAAGAUAGGAAUAAAGGAAUACCGAAUGGUUUUCCGUGCAGGAUUGCGUGAUCCAUGCACGAGGGAUGUCGCGAGACUUUCGGAAAGCGUAAAAAUACUCGAGCCGUAGUCGAGUGUAUUUUUACGCUUUCCGAAAGUCGAGCAACAUCCCAAGUGCAUGGAUCACGCCUAUCCUGCUUGGAAAACCAUUUGGUAAUUGUUUUAUAAAAUAUAAAGUAUAAACUACAGUGAAAUAAUGCGGGCGUUUAGUUGUGAAUCCCGCGAAGGCAUUUUAAUUCCCCGUACAGGAUAGCCUGAUAAAAUGUCUAAAGAUAGAGUGCUGUAAAAUGUCUUGCACAACAGCCCUUAAAAUGUCAUGCGGAACAGCCGUUACUGCAAAUGUAAGUUAGGAUAAAUUUAUACUGAACUGAUAAGUCCUUUUUGUUUGUGGAAAACACUGUCAUUUGAUGUGAGUGAAUCUAGACAAUCUAAAGCCUGGUUUUCACUUAUCAAAGUUUCUGUGAUCACAGUAGGAAUUUUUGCAUGCGUAAAUUCUAAGUUUCGAAGGAUUCGUACUCAUGUUUAACACUAGGUUUCCUCAAACAUUUCUCACAAAUCCUUCAAAAUCUAGGAAUUUACCUAUGCAAAAUUCCUAUCGUGAUCACAGAAACUUUGAUAGUGUAAACGUGUGAACUGAAGCGACUUUUCAAAGUUGUAACUGUGAAUUUAUCAUUAUAUAUACACAUUAGUACAUUACACAUAACUACAGUGAUAAAAUCGCUUUCCAGUCACGGUGCGUGUACUCUCAGACGGGGAAAAGACAGUACUUCCGAAUGGCAGAUUAACCGAGCAUGAGAAAGACUAAUAAGCACUUCCCUCUGCGCGCAAAAAUUAAAAGCUGGAAUUGCCCAGGGGGUGACGGGAAAAGUAAGGUAUCAUAUUGCUGAUUAUGCUGAAAAAUUUCAAUAAAAACUGCCGAAACAACCCAAAUAUUUCAAUAUUUACAAGUAUAAGCUAUCACUCCGUGAUUACACGGCCGCCAUUUUUAUUUUUUCAGCAUAAUCAGCAAUAUGACACCUUACUUCCCAUCCCCUCUGCACGCAUAAACAAAGCUGGAAUUGCCUAUUGAAUUUUGCGUUCAAACUCACUAGAUGUCGAUGAGAAGUUAAAGAUUCAAGAAACGGACCAAAGACAAUGGAUGAAAAUUUCACCAACCAUUCAUCGUGGUGGCUACAAUGCAUUAAGUGUCACAAAGAAGUGGUAAACGCCUCAGACGUACGGUUGGCACAAGUGGGCUCAGAUGGAGGCCUUCAUCUCGCUCUACGACCGGAGCUUGAACCCCGGAUAGAUUUAGUCAUCGAGAAACGGCAGCAUCCAAAGCCUGAGCGAAGAAAGGAAGCUCCCUUUAAGAUGUACUGCUUGAACGCAGGUUGUCCCCAAGACCUGGGCGUGUAUCAGUUGUUGGAAGAUCGAUUUUUUUACGUCUUUAGUUCCAAGUCCGUCCGUUUCGGAUCGAGGAGCGGCGAUGUUGCGAAGAUUAAACGAUGGAAGGAAAGUAAGGCGGAGCUUGAAAGGAUGGGAGUUCAGGUGUUGCAGGUUGGUUUUAGUGGCUUUGCACCUGCCCCAGACACAGAAUAGGAA